GUUAAACUCGAUAUAUCGUAGCCUAAAUAACCAGUCAACAAUUUGCGAAUUCUCAUGUGAUUUUCCUUAAUCGGGAUGUCCUCAACAAUUCUAUUAUGAGCAUCACAAUUAGUCACUUUAAUUCCUAUAGCUAUCUAUCAUUGUAUGAGGAAUGUUCUCCAUGACAUUCCAACGAAAGAGACAAUCAAUCAAUCAAUGCACUCUGUUAUUAGCACUUAAAACUAUAAAAUUAGGGGGAAAUCAAAGAAAAAUUAACAUAAAGAAAUAUAUCGCAUUCAUUCUAUAUCAUAUAACAUAGUGAAUGUUCAUCUUAUCGAAAUAGAAAACAAGUUUAUUUCAUGAUGGAUGGAGGAAUGAAAAUACAAAGAAGAGACUAUCUCAAUUGUAGAAAGUGAGUUUACGACCAUAAGUAACCCCACGACCAUGGGCAUCUAUAAAAUUAAGUUGACUUCAUGAAAAUCAAUACCUCUGCACCACCACGGUCCACGGAUAGUAACAAGGUCAUGCCCGACCAUGAACACCCCCUGAUCCAUACAAUGGGAUGCGUCUAUUUAUCUAUCUCUUGACUUGCAAACAUGUUCAAAUAUAACCUAUCAAAAGUCUCAUUGUUGGCGACUAACUUCAUACCUGUGAGUUGGGUUUGAUGGGUUUGAGAAGGUCCCUCCUAAUCCUGCACACUACCUCCCGCUUGAUAAAACAACACACAUGCUUGAUGGUCCAACCUUUCAUGGAGGUUUUCCAUGGCAGCGAGCUUGCCCAUUCGGAUAGUUGGCUGUUGACCUCUUCUUCUUGCUCACCAUCUCUUAAGUCCUUAGGCCCAUCUCUGGUCAGAGUGUCGUUAAUUCCACCACCAACUCCCAUUCACCCGUAAUAAACACCUUCCUUCCUUGCCUCCUCACUCCUCUCAGUCUCCUCCCACUAUGAAGUUCAGACUUAAAAACCCCCAACUUCCCUCCCGGCCCUGCCAUGUCCCAUUUCCACAGAAAACAGAGAGAAAACAGAGCACUGCAAAACAGAGCAGUGCCCUCUUAAUUUCAGAUCCCAUUCUCCUUUCUUCCUGUUGUUGUUCUUCCUCUUCUUCUCAAGACAAUGGCGAACGAAUUUGAAGUGACAAUCACAUCCAGAGAAAUCGUCAAGCCAUCUUCCCCUUCAAUCCAUCUCCAAGAACCCUACCUCCUCUCCUGCUUCGACCAGCUGGUUCCAUCCACCUACAUUCCCCUCAUCAUCUUCCAUUCCUUAGCCAACGCCAAUUUCGACAUCUACCAAGUCCUCGACCACGCCAAAUCAUGCCUCGCCGACACAUUAGCCGUCUUCUACCCUAUAUCCGGCAGGAUCCAGCAGAACUCAAUCGUCCACCGCUUCGACGCCGGCGUGCCCUUCUUAGUCGCUCGAGUCACUUCCACUCUGUCCCGCUUCCUCGAAUCCCACCAGCACAAUGGCAGCAACCUCAACAAGCUCCUCCCCUGCCGCCCAUUCUCUCAAGAGCCCGCUUCCCCUGAAGGAAUCCCUCUCAUGACAUUUCAGAUGAACAUCUUCGCCUGCGGUGGGAUCGCCCUGGGAUGUGGACUCUGCCACAAGAUCGGCGAUUCGGCAACUGGGCUGGCCUUCGCCAGAACCUGGGCCGCUUUCUUCAGCGGCUCCAGAAGAAGAAUUUCCCGCCCGGAUUUCAUCUCUGCAGCUUCCUUGUUCCCGCCCAGAUCCCCAAUGCCGCCGCAGUACGUAUCCGUGAUCGAGAAAAUGUGGUUCAGGGACUACAAUUUCACCACCAGGAGGUUCUUCUUCAGCCCGGAAUCCAUCGCCUCGCUCCGGCACCUGGCUCGAGGCGGAACCGACGCCGCCUCGACGCUGCUGCCAACCAGCGUCGAGGCGGUGUCGGGUUUCCUCUGGAAAUGCUUCAUUUCCGCGUCGAGGGCGGUCUCGUCGACGACGAGGCCGUCGAUGCUGGGGCUGGAAGUGAACCUGAGGAAGAGGACGAGCUCCCGAACGCUCGAACGAGCGUUCGGGAACUUGUUUUGGCCCGCGACCGCGGUCGUGAUGCCCGAACAGGGCACUCUGCCCCUGGAGGAGCUGGUGAAGCUGAUUAGCGACGCGGUGGCCGGUUUCGACGAGGAGUACGUGAAGAGCCUGCAAGGGGAAGAAGGGUUUCAGAACAUUGCCAGGAGUUUGGAUGCUUUGCAGGAGAUGCUGGAGAUGGAGCCCGAUGUGCUGGAGAUUGGGAGCGUCUGCAAUCUGGGUCUGGAUCAAAUGGAUUUCGGGGCAGGGGACCCCGGUAUGGUCACCAUUGGAGAUGUGAGAGCUAAGUUCAGCAAUUUCGUGAUCUUGGCUGAAGCCAGGCUCGGGAAAGGGAUCGAGGCGUGGAUGAUUAUAGAGGAGAAGAGGAUGGGGUUCAUGGAGCAGGAUCGGGAGUUCUUGAAGUAUGCUGUUCCAAUCACUAGCCUCAAGAUGUCCAAAUUGUGAUUUUUGUUGUGGUUUGAUUUGUGAUUAUUUGAUUAAAAUCCUUUGGUUUCCUUUGCAUGGUUAUGGCUUAAUAAUGUAAGAUCUUACAUUGAUUAUUGUUUGUUUGUGUUUCUGAUUUUGAUGGGAGUUGAAUUUAUGAAUGAAUGAAUGAUUUCUCUUUCUUUCGUUUUCGUCGCACGAUUUUUAGAACCGACAAUGUCCAUCUCAACUCAAGAACUUGGGUGGUAGGUUCUAUUAAGUUGUUGCAUGUGAAGACCAUAUGGGCACUUGAAAUAGUUGAUCCAUGAAAUAGUGUUGUAUGGGUGGUGAGUAGUUAGGGCAGAUAUAAAUCUAAGGAUGAUGCUUGUUCUUAAUACUCCCUGCAAGUUGGAGGCAAGGUGGCCCUACAACUUAGAACAUAAUAAUAGCCCAAAAUGGUGAAAGGGAAGUGACUUUGGGAGUGUUGUCAUCAAUGUGAUCUUCUUAUAGAUGCACGAAACCCUAAGAUUAUACAUUUUCGAAUAAAGUAAGGUACGUGAUUGAUAUUGUUCCAUCAAAGAAAUUGAGUACCGCAAAGGUGAAGACCUAAUUUUUCGAAGAUGAGAAACCAAGACAGGAUCUCUAAGGCUGUGAUUGUAACGAAUUAGUAUUCACCCAGAUUGUAACCCCCGAAGAUGUCAUAUGAAGUUCUCUUGUGGUCCUCAUAUUUAUAUUGGCCAUGUAAUACCUUUGAAUUUGAAUUUAAGACGACCUGAAUCAUUACCAUAUUGUGAACCCAAAGGUUCUCGGGCUCAUGCUAUAUUUUUCAAAAUGUUGUGAAUUCAUAUCUUUGAGAAGAUUCAACAUCAUUAUCAUAUUGUGAACCCCAAGCUUCCAAGUCUUAACUCAAUCACUUAUUCAAUUUCCACAUACGCAUCAACCAUAUUGAUUCUAUGAUUUGUUUUUAAAACAUGAAACAUUACAUAAAUAUUUUCGCCAUAGUUGAGAGUGAAUUCGGUGUGUAAGAUGUUACCGCCCAUUAUAUUGGCACCUAAUAGGUAAAAAAAUUUCAUGCGAAAAUCAAAAUUACUUUUAGGUUCCUUCCUAAAAGGCAUCGUACUUAUGGAGUUAGGUGGGGACUUAUAUACAAAGGUCAUUUUUCAUGUAUAACGAUGUGAAACCUGGGUACAUUAAGCAUCCUCUCCUUAAGACAACGACCAUGAAGUCUGUGCCCUCACGCCAGGGAUUAUCUUGAUCCACCACACACAUUAUAUCGAUAUUCGAUAGACUCUUCAACACAAGGAUUUACCAAAAACAAAUCUUCGUUGAUCCGUCAGACAGAUGCGGAUCUCAAAUAUUGAGGUCAUAGAAUGAGGGUCGACCAAUUUAACGUAUUCUACCCCAAAGUCGAAUCAAGCUCUGCCACUUGUUGAGGCCACAUACUUCAUUAGUACUAUAUUGUCCGAUUUUUGCAUAAUCCACCUGAAUUUUUUGUUUCUUCUCCAAAGACCUCAUAAUAAUGGAGUUUUGUGGAAACUUAUAUACAAUAAUUUUUUCCUCGCAUUUCCGUUGUGUUACUUUUAGAUUCUACAUAUGUGUUUCUUUUCUUCUUUCAAAUAAACGACUUCAAGGAUAGGUUUUAUUUAGUUAUUUAUUUAUUUCCUAACGAAGAAGACAAAACGUGAGGGUAAAUGUGAAAGCCCGUAGGUUAUAUGGGUACCAAAUUAUACCAACAAUCAAAAUGUUAAUGUGAAAGCGUUGCCAAUAGAUUAAACCAAAGUAGGACCUUCCGAAACUCAUGGGAAAUUACGAAAAAGAGACGUGCAAACUUGUUUGUGGCUUCGGAAUCACGUUCACAUGCAAAUGCAAAGAAAAUAUGAUAAAUAAUCCGGUGAAUAAGCUUUAGGCCUAAAA
Molecule: messenger RNA, 4329 nt
Organism: Linum trigynum
Lineage: Eukaryota; Viridiplantae; Streptophyta; Magnoliopsida; Malpighiales; Linaceae
Source: the annotation of a GenBank genome assembly